This is a messenger RNA of Rhineura floridana, 3246 nucleotides long. RefSeq names its product ATP binding cassette subfamily G member 1 (gene ABCG1). Gene Ontology annotation, cellular component: plasma membrane. Gene Ontology annotation, biological process: cholesterol homeostasis; transmembrane transport. NCBI's taxonomy places the organism in Eukaryota, Metazoa, Chordata, Lepidosauria, Squamata, Rhineuridae. The transcript has 15 exons. Gene Ontology annotation, molecular function: ATP binding; ATP hydrolysis activity; ABC-type sterol transporter activity. Bases 638 to 2572 code for a protein of 644 amino acids. The record is from RefSeq and is a predicted model, not a curated record.
UGUUGUUAUUGUUGUUGUUGUUAUUAUUAUUAUUUAAGGAAAGGCGUUGGAAUUUGAGAACCUGAGUUGAGUGUGUGUGUAUGUUUGGAAGAACAGCACAUUCUCUCCCACCCCAAAAUCCCCGAUGCUAAAACUGUUAACAGUAUGUCGGUAUGGAGUAUGUCGGUAUGGUUUCUUCGACGAUGCUCUUGCCUUGUCCCUUUGGCUCUUUGGGACUAGUCGGUUGAUCUGUUUGUUUGUGUGCCUGUUGUGUUGAAAAUAAGCAAAGCAGAAAUCAAGAGAAACCCAUUCUCCAGAUCAAAUGCAGCCCAGCUGUUAGCUGGUGGGGUGGCGAUCGAGCACUCUGAAGCGAACGAGACAAAACCGAGCGGGUCAAAAAGCGACGAGUUUUACAGCAGCAAGGGGGGGGGGAGGAGGAGGGACACUUCUCCAAAAGUGACCUAGAGCCUGCCUAAAGCUGGGUCGGUCGUGAUUGCUUUUUCCAAUCUGAGCUUUGUUGUGACGAAUUAACACUCGCUUUAACUGCUUGUGUGUUUAUCCAUUGAAUGAGAAAUCGAGUUUGGUUUUGCAGUAAGCAAUCUUGAUCUACCGCCUCAGCAUCGGCAUUGCUUUGAAUGCCAGCAAUUCUGCAUUUACGAUGCCUGAACCAAAGUCGGUAUGUGUUUCAGUAGAUGAAGUGGUCUCCAAUGGCACAGACACACAAGAAGUCCAUUUGCUCAAUGGCCAUUUAAAAAAGGUGGACAAUGCUUUGACAGAAGCCCAUCGUUUCUCCUACCUUCCCCGGAGACCUGCUGUGAACAUUGAGUUUAAAGAACUGUCCUACUCGAUCCUAGAAGGACCAUGGUGGAGGAAGAAGGGUUUCAAGACCUUGUUGAAAGGAAUUUCAGGAAAGUUCAGCAAUGGAGAGCUUGUGGCUAUUAUGGGUCCUUCUGGAGCUGGGAAGUCAACACUCAUGAACAUCCUGGCAGGAUACAGAGAGACUGGGAUGAAGGGAGAGAUUCUCAUCAAUGGACAACCCCGUGAUCUGCGUUCUUUCCGCAAAGUGUCCUGUUACAUAAUGCAAGAUGACAUGCUUCUCCCACAUCUUACUGUCCAAGAAGCCAUGAUGGUAUCUGCUCAUCUGAAACUUCAAGAAAAAGAUGAAGGCAGGAGGGAAAUGGUAAAAGAGAUCUUGACAGCUCUGGGGUUGCUGUCAUGUGCCAAUACUAGAACUGGAAGUCUGUCAGGGGGACAAAGAAAGCGUCUUGCUAUUGCUUUGGAGCUGGUGAACAACCCGCCAGUUAUGUUUUUUGAUGAACCUACCAGUGGUUUGGACAGUGCAUCCUGCUUUCAAGUUGUAUCCCUGAUGAAGGCUUUAGUGCAGGGUGGUCGAUCGAUCAUCUGCACUAUACAUCAGCCCAGUGCGAAACUCUUUGAGCUGUUUGAUCAGCUCUAUGUCUUGAGCCAAGGGCAGUGCAUUUACCGUGGGAAAGUGCUAAACCUAGUCCCCUACUUGAGAGAUUUGGGUUUAAAUUGCCCAACGUACCACAAUCCGGCAGAUUUUGUGAUGGAGGUUGCCUCUGGUGAGUAUGGAGACCAGAAUAGUCGUCUAGUAAGGGCAGUCCGCGAGGGAAUGUGUGAUGCAGAUUUCAAGAGAGACUCUGGGGGAGAAAGUGAACUUAACCCCUUCCUGUGGCACAGACCAUCUGAAGAGGAUUCCUCAUCCACGGAAGGCUGUCAUAGUUUCUCAGCCAGCUGCCUUACUCAGUUCUGUAUUCUAUUUAAAAGAACAUUUCUCACCAUAAUGAGAGAUUCGGUCCUGACACAUCUACGGAUCACAUCACACAUUGGCAUUGGACUCCUCAUAGGAUUGCUGUAUUUAGGCAUAGGAAAUGAAGCUAAAAAAGUCCUGAGCAACUCCGGCUUCCUCUUCUUUUCCAUGUUGUUUCUUAUGUUUGCUGCCCUCAUGCCAACAGUCCUUACAUUUCCUCUGGAGAUGGGGGUAUUUCUUAGAGAGCACCUAAAUUACUGGUACAGUCUGAAGGCCUACUACUUGGCUAAAACUAUGGCUGAUGUCCCUUUUCAGAUUAUGUUUCCUGUAGUGUACUGCAGCAUUGUAUACUGGAUGACAGCACAACCCUCCAAUGCGCUCCGAUUUGUCCUGUUUGCAGCGCUGGGGACAAUGACGUCACUUGUGGCUCAGUCACUGGGGCUUCUGAUUGGGGCAGCAUCCACUUCACUCCAGGUGGCAACGUUUAUAGGUCCGGUUACAGCCAUUCCCGUUCUGCUCUUCUCAGGAUUUUUUGUCAGCUUUGAUACCAUUCCAGCAUAUCUCCAGUGGAUGUCCUACAUCUCGUAUGUCAGAUAUGGAUUUGAGGGAGUAAUUCUUUCCAUCUAUGGUUUGGAUCGAGAAGAUCUCCACUGCGACAAAGAUGAUACUUGCCAUUUUAAAAAAUCAGAGGAUAUCCUCAAAGAGCUGGAUGUAGAAAAUGCUAAACUUUAUUUGGACUUUAUUGUGCUUGGAAUUUUCUUCAUCUCCUUACGCCUCAUUGCCUAUUUUGUCCUCAGAUACAAAAUUCAAGCUGAGAGGUAGAGAGAAAGAAAAUGCAAUGAACAAUAUGCAGUUGUAGACUGUUGUUAUUGUCUGAUUGUGGCAGACAAGUCUCCCAGUGCCCAGUUGCAAAUGAUAUUGUGAUUUAGCCCAUAGAAAAUCAUGCCACAUUGGAUUAGUGGAUGCAUACUUAACAGUAAUGAAACUGGUUGGGUUGGGUCAUAUUUCUGUUAUGAUUUCUAGCUUUAUCUAGGAAGACAAACUAGAAGGGAAUCUUGUUUCAAAUCUGGAAAAUGUUGCUACGGAUUGCAGGAUUCUUUUCAUAUGGAAGCUGUGUUUUCUUGUAAGUUAGCUGUAGCCACGGCAACAAGGUAAAAAGUGGCUGGGCAUCUUUCCUCUAUGUGCUGUGAAAAUGUAGGAUGUACAAUCGUCUCUUCCUUUUGCAUCCUGACUUCAUCACUUCAAGUUUUCUGAAUUUUGGCAAGUCUUUUUCCCAUCAGAAAUCCCCAGGAAAGCAGAUGUCUGCAAAUUCUUCAAAUGUUAAGAAACUUUGUCUCUAUAUAAAAUGAAUGGAUACUGAGGUUUUUCUUUAAGGACAUAAGUAAUUGAAUAUUUGGUGUUCUUCUUUACAUAACAGAGUUCUGAAGCUUUAUUCUCAUGAGCUGGUCUCAUAUUCCAAAAUUAUAAUAUUAGAAUAAAAUGUUAAAUUCUAUGAA